Messenger RNA from Pleurotus ostreatus (oyster mushroom), 1362 nucleotides. RefSeq lists its product as uncharacterized. Gene Ontology annotation, molecular function: flavin adenine dinucleotide binding; tRNA dihydrouridine synthase activity. NCBI's taxonomy places the organism in Eukaryota, Fungi, Basidiomycota, Agaricomycetes, Agaricales, Pleurotaceae. Gene Ontology annotation, biological process: tRNA dihydrouridine synthesis. The record is from RefSeq and is a predicted model, not a curated record. The transcript has 5 exons. Gene Ontology annotation, cellular component: cytoplasm. Bases 1 to 1362 code for a protein of 453 amino acids.
AUGGCUAGACAUCCAAGUUCGCGAUCUGCCUCGCCUGCCCAAAGGCCUGCAAAGAAACCCAAGUUAUCGCACUUGACCUCGGACGACUUCAAAAAUGGCAUCUUCUUGGCACCAAUGGUACGGUCAGGAGCCUUACCGACCCGACUCUUUGCACUGAAGCAUGGCGCAAGCCUCGUUUGGGGACCAGAGAUGGUGGACAAAGCUAUAUUACACGCUGAACGAGUAGCAGAUCCCGUUACGGGCGUCAUAUCGUACAAUGGAAAAUCAAGAGCAAUGUUUACCACACAUCCUAUCGAAAAACCAUACCUCAUCUACCAAAUUGGCUCGUCUGACCCCGAUCUCGCGGUACAAGCAGCCAAAACCGUGAUGAACGACGUCUCAGGCAUCGACCUUAACUGCGGCUGCCCAAAGCCUUUUUCAACACACUCAGGCAUGGGCGCCGCACUUCUCACCAAUCCUGACGUUUUAUGCUCAAUUCUUACUGCCUUGCGUCGCGAGAUGCCCCCGGAAAUCACGGUCUCCGCGAAAAUACGAUUGCUGCCUAGCAGAGAAGAUACCUUGAAACUAGUAGAGCGGAUUGUAAACACGGGGAUCAGUGCGCUGACAGUACAUUGCCGGACAAGAAAUAUGAGGGAUCGGGAACCGGCCAUGGUGGAACGACUACAGGAGAUAGUUGACUUUGUUGAGGGCAUGGGGAGAGGGAUAGCAGUUAUAGAGAACGGAGAUUGUACUGGGUGGGAGGAUGCGAGGAGAAUACGGGCUUUAACUGGCGCCCAUUCGGUUAUGGUCGCUCGCGCCGCGGAAUCUAAUCCAUCAUGUUUCUCUUCGACCCCUCUUCAAGACGUAGAAAGAACGCUUGUUCCUUCAUAUAUCCGUCUGGCCGAAUACCUGGACAACCAUUGGGGCCUCACGAAAUUCUGCGUGAACCAGUUUCAUGGCACUCACGUAGAUGUUCGAAAGGCUGAUUCCAAGGCUCUUCGUCAAGCUCUCUCGACAUCCAAGUCCUACGCAGAUUCUGUACUCAAGGAAGCCAUUAGCGACGAUGUCUCCGGGAAGGAAGAAUUCGAUAAAAUAGUCAAAGCAAUCGAGGCUAGAGAGUGUGGCCCUCGCAGACUUCUCCUCCCCGCUGAGACCGUUGUGCCCGUAGUUCCACCCGCGCCAGUAUCACAAGAUAAAUCGACGCACGGCGAGCCCGCUGAACUCGAUGGGGUCAUCGUCACGCCUCCUGGGACGCAAAACCCAGAUCCUCCAAGUUCUAAUGCGCCCAAGAUACCUGUGAAUGACCGCCUUGCUUAUAUUCCCGCCUUGGUGUCAGGCAUUGACCCGGCGACGCCUACGCCUGGUGGCGAUAUCGGAGGCUGA